Molecule: messenger RNA, 2980 nt
Organism: Mycena citricolor
Lineage: Eukaryota; Fungi; Basidiomycota; Agaricomycetes; Agaricales; Mycenaceae
Source: the annotation of a GenBank genome assembly
UGCCGUCGACUUCUUCCCACCCGUCCAUGUCCGCUGCGACACAAGCAAUCAACUCAACGCUGUCAAUCCCUCGCAGAGCGACGCGUCGCCAUCAACGCAUCUAUCGCAUGGCACUACUCCCAAAUCGCAGACCUGAAAGCCCAAGCGAACGAUCUGAACCCGGUCAACAAGCUGCACGAUGACAUUCUGAGGAAGAUCUUCCACGAGGUGGCGUUCAUGGACGGAGAACCCGCACGUCUUUCGUGGGCCCAGGCGAUGCACGUGUGUCGGCGGUGGCAUCGGCUCUUGCUCGUCGACCAAGUCCUGUGGGGGCACAUCCGCCUCGAAGUGAGCUCAUACAGGCCCCGUCGCGAUCGGCUGAAGAACCAGCUGCGGCUGUCGGGUGGGGCGCCAUUGUUUCUCCACGUCCAGUCGUUCUCGGAGGAGCGGCUGUUCUGGAUGCGCGAGCUGCUUUCAGAGCAUGCAGGGAGAUUGCGGGAACUGGUGCUCAGGGUGCCCCUGUCGAAUUCAUUGGAAGUUAUUGAGGCGCUUGGGGCGCAUGCGCUACCGCUGAUGCACAGGUUGCAUGUGAACGCAUUGAAAUCCAUUGCCGACGGGGCCACUACGCAGGUGAUGAUACCCACGACGUUCUUCGAUGGGCGGGCGCCGGCGCUUACCGAUCUCAAUUUGCGCAAAAUAGAUGUCGAGUGGUCGUCUCUCCGCGGACUCACCCACCUUCACCUGUCCGAUCUCACAGAACAACCAUUCUCCGCGCUGUUGUCGGUUCUGGUCGCUUGCCCAGCCAUGGUCACUCUCUACCUCGACGUUCACUUUGUUGACGCCGUCGGAGAUCAGCCUGUCGUCCGUCUCCCACAUCUCGAAUCCAUGUGGCUGCGCGAGCAUGUGUCCACCUGUGCGCGAGUCCUGCGGAACAUCACCAUUCCGUCAACUACUCGUCUCCAGUUUCUCUCCGGUGGAAUAUCAGACGGAACUGACGCGUCGGACCUGCUCACUGAGAUUCGGCGUCACACUCGCAGCUCGUCCGCUUCCCCACUUCAGACACUGAAGAUCCAAUCCAUGGGGGAUCCGCGCGAGUAUCUCAUGAUGACGCUGUACACACAAACCGAGCUCCCCGAACUCUUUGGCAACGAACACAGCCAAAUCUCGAUCAACUCUCACCCAUCUAGCGAACCGGCGGCGCGACAAAUCGUCAAACACUUCUUGAAAGCGGUCCCGACAGGAAACAUCCUGUCGCUUGAUGGGCGGAUGGGCCCGUCGAUCCAGCCCAAGACGUGGGUCACCAUCAUCAGAGAGCUUCCCAAUCUGCAGUCCAUCUCGGUGUUUGCUGAUGCCACGACGCCGCACCUCUGUGCCGCAAUCCGGUUGCUCAGUGCCUCGGGUGGCACCGGCCGGGUCCCCAGCACGUUACGUCGGAUCCAGAUCUCGAUCCAGUGCAACUCGGAGAGGGAACGGCAGAAUGCCGAGAUACGCGCGGCCGUCGAGUCGCUCAAGGCCAUGCUGGCAGAACUAUACGCGCACGGCUGUCCGCUGCGUGAGCUGCAACUCGACCAACUGCGCGCCGUGUUCUUCCCAUUGUCCCAUGCCGAAUGGGAGGAGAUGUGCGGGAUGGUGGGGACGUUGAUCCGGGACGGUCAGCCCUGGGAUGCGCUUGCGGAGAAGAGGAAGCUCGCAAGGCUCGUCGCUGAGCGGGAGACGUUCAUGGCGGAGCUGAACCGGGAAAUUGCUGCUGGUGACUUCGAAGAUGGCAGCCCCUGAUCGAGAGAGAGCUUGAUUGCGAGACGCCUUGCAAUUAAUACCAACGGCUCAUCAGGGACGCAGGGAUCGGUCCACUUUCACACUCAUUGUAGGCUACCGGAGAGCAUUUGACAUCGCUGGAAAUGGGAAAGACCUACCAUGCCCAAAUGCCUGAGCAAUAUCUGAGUUCCGCGGUGAUGAUCGCGUCCUUUCUUUGGAGGGGAUUUUGUGCGGAUGAUAGGAUGGUAUUACAUCUGAGAAAUGUGCAGACAGCUCGCGAGUAGCUAUGAGAGGCAGAUCUAGAUAUCUCCCAAAGACAAUUCCCUAUCCUAACCCUAACCUUUCCGAGGCGCGUCAGUUGGUGUCGGACGAAUCGUGACGCUGCUAGGCACAACUCGAUCUUCACUGUGUGGUCACAAUCCUCUCUUCGACGCUGUGACGUGCUCGGAAGCCAUCAAUGAAACCAACGUUAUCUUACCUGCCGGAAGACAUCAUCUGUCUCAUUGCACACAUCUUCGUCAGCAGUGAGCCCGCGCGCGGAUGGAAGGUAUGGGGCGAAGAACAGAACGCGUAUCGCUCGCUCUUUCCACUUUCCGAGGCCUGCAAGCGACUGCGCGAAAACCUCAAGCCGCUCCUGUUCAGAGCAAUCCACAACUGGAACAUAGAUGAGAAGACGGUGUGGCCGAGAGCCAUCUGGCCGCAUGCGGUGGAGGUGAACCUCCGAGACCAUGCUGUGCGGAAUCUCAGAGUCCUAAAACUCACUGACGACGUCUACGCCGCGCUCUCCCACAUGCCUCUGUUGACGACAGUGAUUCUACGGUACAAUGCGUCAGUGCCCUCGGACGCGCUCCGAUGCGUCGGUGCUCUCUCAGGUCUGACCUCCCUUGAGAUUCACCAAGCACGUCUCGACGGACCUGUCCCCUCGUCUCUCGACUUCCCGUCGCUGCAGAGGCUGCUCGUGUCCGUAUCCGGGUUCCGAGGGAUCCCAGAUUGUGUUUCCUCCAUGUCGGGCGACCUGUUGCCCGACGACUUUGGCGACAUUCGCUGGCCACGUCUGCGGACCCUGACCAUUUCUGAGCACACUCCCGCCACGUACUUGCCGGUGCCCGCGUUGAUAGCCCAGAUGCCGCAGCUUCAGAAGCUCCAGCUUCUGUAUGCCGUGGACAUGGCCCGCACCCCGGACGAGCUUCACCCGCCGUUCAUAUACGGUGAUCCUGUCGACAAGACAUUAACUUCUACCUUGUAG